Messenger RNA from Centruroides sculpturatus (bark scorpion), 1236 nucleotides. RefSeq lists its product as uncharacterized. NCBI's taxonomy places the organism in Eukaryota, Metazoa, Arthropoda, Arachnida, Scorpiones, Buthidae. The coding region runs from base 1 to 1116 and encodes 371 amino acids. The record is from RefSeq and is a predicted model, not a curated record. Gene Ontology annotation, molecular function: nucleic acid binding; zinc ion binding. The transcript has a single exon.
AUGCUACAGGAGAAACACCUGUCUAAACGCUCUCCUUUUUUAAUCCAGAAACUUUUUGAAUCAACUAUUGGGCAUGUUAAAAAAAUCCAAAAAUUGAGGUCGGGAGAUCUACUCGUAGAAACAGCUUCCUCUCAACAGUCAGGAAAACUUUUGAAUUUGAAGUCUCUAGGAGACAUACAAGUCACUAUCACAUCACACACAAGUUUGAACUUAUCACGUGGUGUGAUAUCUGAAAUUGAUCUGAUGUCUGAGGACGAAUCAGAUAUUCAGAUUGGCCUUUCAGACCAAGGAGUUACUGCUGUACGACGCAUCUCCAUUCGUCGAGAUGGCAAGAUAAUUCCUACAAAGCAUUUAAUCGUCACAUUUAACAAACGAACAAUACCAUCUUUUCUUACCGCAGGAUAUUUGCGCUGCUCGGUUCGCCCAUAUAUUCCAAAUCCGCUGCGUUGUUUCAAAUGCCAGCGAUUUGGACAUUCCCAAACAUCCUGUCGAGGCAAAAGUUUAUGUGCACAGUGUGGAGUUGAAGGUCACCAGAGUACUGAGUGUACCAGCACUGCAUGCUGUGUAAACUGCAAAGAUGCCUAUCCUGCCUACUCACGAAAAUGCACUGCAUGGCAGAAAGAGAAAGAAAUUCAGCGAUUGAAGACUGUUAAUAACAUAUCUUACCCAGAGGCACGUCGCAUGGUCACUUUAAGUGCACCAGUGAAACAGAAGACAUUUGCUGCUGUUCUGAAAUCCACAAAGACAUGUGGAGUUCAGACAGACAUUUCUGUUUCACCAAUUGAAUCUCUGACUCGCCAUGAAAAAUGUCUGCUGAUACUAUCUACCAAAGAAAAAGAACAAAACAAGACAAAACCAAUCAUACCUAAAACAGGGGUAACAACUAGGAAUGUGGGUUCCAAAAAAGCCAGUAAGAACCCUCUUAAUAAACAACAAAUGAAAGCAGCCCUCUCUAAAUCCAAAAAAUCGGAGACUCAGUCUAUGAGUGAGUUCUCUGACUUUUCAGACGAAGAGACUAAUAAGGAGGUGACACCACCAACGUCACCUUUAAAAGAAAAAGCCCCUGUGAAAUUAAAGAGGGAUAACCUUGCUAAAAAUGCUGCCUCAAACACAUAAUGGAUUAUAAAAUAAUCCAAUGGAACUGUCGUGGUUUUUGCAACAACUUUUCUGACAUUAAACACUUGACAUCAUCUACCUCAUCUCUCUGCGUGGCACUACAGGAAACACAUCUAAAAC